Messenger RNA from Egretta garzetta (little egret), 5059 nucleotides. It is a transcript of the gene MALT1, whose product is annotated as MALT1 paracaspase. NCBI's taxonomy places the organism in Eukaryota, Metazoa, Chordata, Aves, Pelecaniformes, Ardeidae. Gene Ontology annotation, biological process: proteolysis. The coding region runs from base 1 to 2367 and encodes 788 amino acids. The record is from RefSeq and is a predicted model, not a curated record. The transcript has 17 exons. Gene Ontology annotation, molecular function: cysteine-type endopeptidase activity.
AUGGGCUCCACGUCAGCGCGAUUACAACCAAUAGUCAACUCCCCAUUAAUUCUCUGUGUCAAUCAAAAAUCCAAGGAUGUAUUUUUGAAGGUUCUGUCCAUCAGCCCUCUGGAUUUAGAGCAGUGUUCCCUCAAAGUGCUGGAGCCAGAAGGGAGUCCCAGCUGGAGUCUCCUGAAACUGCUGGGCGAUCGGGGUUGCACUGUGGUGGAGCUUGUGGAGUUCUUGCAGGCCCUGGAGCACACGGAGGCUCUCCAGUGCCUCAGCCAUUCAGGUAUAAAGAUUGUUGUACAGCCAGACUCUCAAGCAGUGCGCUCUGGUCAGGUCGUCAAGCUGUGUUGUUGGGCAACAGGACACCCAUUUGUGCAUUACCAGUGGUUCAAGCAGGAAAAAGAGGUUCCACAUGGUAAUUCUCCAGAGCUGGUUUUGAAUCCAGUGAAUAUAAACGAUUCUGGAUUUUACAUCUGUCGAGUGAACAGUGAAUCUUCCUUUGUGUUCAGUCGGUGGGCACGGCUUGAAGUUUGUGAUCUCCCGGGUACAUCUCACGGGAGCUUAAUUGGUCUGCCUGAAAACAAGUUGCGCAUUUGCGUUCAGCCUCAGUCACAAAACCUGACAGUGGGGGAUGCUUUGGUACUAGAAUGUGGAGCUGUUGGAAACCCAAUUCCUCAUUACCAGUGGUUCAGAAAUGGAUUUCCCUUGGCAAAUGGGAGCAAAAAUGUCUACAUGGUGACUUAUGUGGAUGUGGAACAUCAGGGGACAUAUUGGUGUCGCGUAUUCAAUGACCGGGAAGAUCAAGACAGCAAGAAGAUAGAAGUCAUUAUAGAAGAUCUAAGUGAUCUACAAAAGACAGCAGACCUACAAGAACAAUCAAAUCACAGGCCUGUUGCAACAGACAAAGUAGCUCUGUUAAUAGGAAAUAUGAGCUACUGGAAUCACCCCCAGCUCAAGGCACCAAUGGUAGAUGUCUAUGAAUUGACCAAUUUGCUGAGACAGCUGGAUUUCAAAGUUGUUUCUUUGCUGGACCUUACUGAGUCUGAGAUGCGCAAUGCAGUGAAUGAAUUUUUACUUCUCCUGGACAAAGGAGUGUAUGGUUUGUUAUACUACGCUGGCCAUGGCUAUGAAAACUAUGGAAACAGUUUCAUGGUUCCCAUUGAUGCUCCAAAUCCCUACCGGUCUGCAAACUGUCUGUGUGUACAGAACAUCCUCAAACUAAUGCAGGAAAAAGAGACGGGACUUAAUGUAUUCCUACUGGAUAUGUGUCGGAAAAGAAAUGAAUAUGAUGACACAAUUCUUAUCUUAGAUGCUCUGAAGGUUACAGCCAACAUUGUUUUUGGAUAUGCAACUUGCCAAGGAGCAGAAGCUUUUGAAAUUCAGCAGUCGGGGUUGGCCAAUGGAAUCUUCAUGAAGUUCUUGAAGGACCGUUUGCUAGAAGACAAGAAGAUUACUGUACUGCUUGAUGAGGUUGCAGAAGAUAUGGGCAAGUGUCACCUUACCAAAGGCAAGCAAGCUUUGGAAAUCCGCAGCAGUUUGUCGGAGAAAAGGGCAUUAACUGAUCCCAUUCAACAAACCGUAUCUUCUGCAGAGUCUCUGGCACGGAACCUACAGUGGGCCAAAGCUCAUGAGCUUCCAGAAAGUAUGUAUCUUGAAUUCAAAUGCGGCGUUCAGAUUCAGUUGGGGUUUGCAGCUGAGUUUUCCAAUGUCAUGAUAAUCUACACGCGAAUAGUAAAGAAGCCGCCUGAAAUAGUAGUUUGCAGAGCCUACGUUACAGACUUCGCACUCGACCUGGAUGUGGAUCCUAAAGAGGCCAAUAAAGGAACUCCUGAGGAAACCGGAAGCUAUUUAGUGUCAAAGGACCUUCCCAAACACUGCCUCUACACCAGGCUAAGUUCACUGCAAAAGCUAAGGGAACACUUGAUCUUCACUGUUUGCUUGCACUAUGAGUACCCAGGAAUAGAAGAUACAAUGGAUGAAAGAAAAGAAGUUAAUGUUGGGAAGCCGCUUAUUGCUAAAUUAGGCCUUCAUCAUGGAUUCAAAACUAAUAACUGUCUCCAGACCUGUUGCGUGGCUAGUAAUCCUUUUCAUAACCAGAUAGAAUCUAGUCCAGUGGCAACUAAGUACUACAUCCCUGGUCAUUGCCAACCAAAUUCCUGUCCAGGCGUUUACCAUCCAAACUGUAUCUGCUUACACAGCAUCAGACAGCCAGGAGCGUGUUCUUGCAACGGGACUUCAGCGAUACUGGCUCCAAGACAUGAAGCACGGAAUUACUCACCCCCUGCGGAAAAGAGUAAUGUACCAGUAGAGACCACUGAUGAUACUGUUGAACUGGAAUUCCUUCUCUCUGACAACCUCAGAUUCUCUAAACAGCAGUAGCUGUGAUGUGUUCAGGGUAGACCAUAGUAUCAUCCUUGAGCAGGGGACCUUCCACACUGCUUAGCUCUCUCCUGGAGUUUGGGGGUUUCAGGACAAAGGGAUUGGAGACGCUAGAGGUGGUUACUGGAAAUGAGGUUGUGAUGAAAAUUUUUCAGAUCCCAAGGGACAAAACUGGACUGAUAAAUUUAGGAAUGAAAAAGGCAGGAUUUUUGGUUUUUUUCUCCUACCAUUUGAUGUUUGAUACAGGGAAAAGCCUGAACUCCUCAGAGUUUCCUAUUCCAUUCUCUGGCAGUCAAGCAGCUAAGGAACAGAGGCCAUGGUGCUUUUCUGGGAGGAAGCUGCCUAUCCCUGUUAGGGGAUGAAUGGGUAAAAGCCUGGCUGUGGUGACAAAGUUUCUCUCGAGAUAGUAAAGCCUUGGAUCUUCCCAGCUGCUUCUCCAGUACCAACUGGAGUUACAAGAUUUACUGUAAACGUGUGUGUCAUAAAUCUUCCGUUUUCAGAGAGGAAUUGCUCAUCCUGUACAAAACCAAGAUAAACAUGUAUAGCUGUCAGAGGGAAAAAAGUUGACAGAAAUAAGGAGGAAAAUUAAAUUCCAUGUCCUCUAUGAUUUAACGUGAUUUUAAAAAAUCCACUAGCCCCAAAAUGAUAAAUACACCUUUCUCUCUUCCAUCUUUCAGUUUCGGUUGCUCAAAACCCAGGGAUUUAUUUUUGCAUGCUGCAUUAAAAUAAGGUUUUAUUUGUUCAUGUACGUUGUAACAGCUUCCUAUUUGCACGUAUGAGAUGAUGCAUAACGUAAAUGAACUGAGCAAAGAGGGAGCUUUUACAGAGGUGAAGAUACUGCGGUUUAAUAUUCCAGCAUUAGGAAUAUGCCUCCUUCAAGCCUCAGUUUCUUUCCUUCCUCAUGUACGUAUUAGGAUCAUCGCUGACAUUCCAGCCCCUUGGAUGUAGCUAAUCCUCAGCUUUGCCAGCAUUCUCCUCUCCCACGGUCAGAUGGCCAAUGUCUGGCAGUGACUGACGCGUGGAUGAAGAGCUGUGCCGGGAGAACAAAGCCUGAACUGAGCUAGUAAACUAACAUCAUCGCUCUUUGCUUUCUUUUAAGAGAACUAGACUACAAAUCGCCAGAGGGAGCAGAGUCGCAGAUCCAUACUGGUGGAUUGUUCUUCUUAGGAUAAUCUUUCUCUUACGUUUAUUUCACUUCAGGCUUUUACUGAUCUGAUUUCUGGAGGGGUGGUCUUUUCAUGGUCUGCAAGAACACUAAAUAGAAAUGUGACGAAAAAGUGCCUGUUCAUAGCAAGCAAAGUGUUGUAUGGACAGUCACACAGUAAGACAUGCUGAAGGCUAAAAAUGAAUGGGCAAGAGGAGAGAAAACGUCGGGGUUCGUCGGGCUGGAGUACUGGGGUGGUGUUCCUGGCCACCAGACGCUGCUUUUCUGUGGUGAUUUUAAAAAAACAAACAAAAAAAGCCUACUCGGUUGUUUUCCAGGCCAAAUUAAUUUAUAUUCAUUCAAAUAAAAAUGCUAACAGUCUACCCCAAAGCUGUGAAAAUCCGAGAUAAAGAUUCCAGCACACCCAAACUUACAGAAGAUGGAGCAACUUCAGAUGCAGACCCUUGCUUUGCGUCACCGCCUGACGCUCGGUGUGCAGCCCUACAUGCGUGCCUUUGCUCCGGAGCUCAAGUGCAGUUCAUCCACAGACCAGGCGCCAGGAGGACGCUAGUCUUGUAGGUCCUCUAGCCUCUGAACCCCAGAACCUCACUCUUGGAGGUGGAGGCCUAGGUGCCUUCAGAACGCAGGUGAUCUUCCACCGAAAGGGAAAUGGGAUACUUCCAUAUGGUGCUUUAUUGCUCCGUUGACCAAGGGGAACAGAGAGAGCUCGCUCAGGCUAGCUGCCAAAGUUUUCAGAUGUUGCAAACCUUCUUGAUCUGUGUUCGGGAAAGGGCAGUUUUGCUCACCAAACUCUUUUGUAUGUUCAGGUUGAAUAAUCUGGUCAAAAAACACAUACCCAUUUUUUAUUUUUUUUUUAUGUUUGGGUUUGUUUUGAAACACUGAAGAACCUGUGGCUUGCCUGUGUGUAUCUGGGGACGAGUGUAAGAACACUGAUUGGUUUUAGGUCUUAAAAAAUCUUGAUGUUUUGAAAGCAUGAAAAUACUGGGGGGUGAGGUAAUUAAAAUCUAUGGGAAUUUUCAGAUGCAGGUAGUAGCCUUUCCUGCCCAGGUAAUAUUGAUAAGCAGUGUUGCUUUGAUUUAGAUCCCCGUCAUGAAAUGAUUUUUUUACUUCAGAAAAAUUACCAUUGCGCUUUUCGUUAAGUAGGUAUCAAAACAUAAAAAAUUUGGAUCUCACUGGUGUGGUGGACAACCCAGUCUAAAUGUUGAGCUGAGAUCCACCCCUCUGGUGGCAUCUGGUGGCCUUACAGGAGGUUGGCUGGGCGCAGAGGGAGGUGCGGUGCGUGGCCAUGACGAGUUCAGGUGGGAGUGCUAAUGCAUCACAAAAUGCAUCUGCUGAUCUUCAUGUUCAUCUGCGCUGAAAGGCGGGUAUCUGCACCUGGAUUUUAAUGUGGUUGUCUCCAAAAAUGACAGCCAGGCUUGAAGUAAUCUACAAAUGAGUUUGGGUUCUGAAUCUCUCCUUAGGAGGGUGUUAAAGAGUGAAAUACUUAUUGGUGAAUGAGAUGUACCUCUGCAUUAAUUAUCCUGUGUA